This is a messenger RNA of Elaeis guineensis (African oil palm), 737 nucleotides long. RefSeq lists its product as uncharacterized. NCBI's taxonomy places the organism in Eukaryota, Viridiplantae, Streptophyta, Magnoliopsida, Arecales, Arecaceae. The record is from RefSeq and is a predicted model, not a curated record.
UGCGGAUAAACAGCACACCCCGCCCUCUCCUUUUCUUCUCCUAUCUCUAUUCCUCCCCAAAAUAUCUAUCUUCUCUCUUGUGCACGUUUUAGCCCUCGAUUUGUUUUCUUUCUCUCCUUCUUAAUCUCUUUCCUUCUCCAUCUUCUCCUCCCAUAGAGCUUGUCUUCUUCUUAGCACAGAAGGAAGAGGGUGAAAAGAGACAUGAAACUUGACCACCGCUAUCAUCACCACCACGUCCCUUGUUUGCAUUGCCACCCAUAUAGCUAUAUUAGAAUGGUCCAGCACUUGAUUGAGAGGUGCCUACUCCUCCACAUGACUCAAGAUGAUUGCAUCAAGGCUCUAGCAGAGCGUGCAGGCAUCCUGCCCAUUGUCACCCUUACAGUGUGGAAAGAACUGCUGAAAGAGAACAGAGGUUUCUUCCAAGCUUACUUCCAGUACGCCACCCCAAGGCCUUUCACUUAUAAAUCUCGGCAGAGCGUGUCAAAAUUUGACAGGAGGAAAAAUUGGAGGGGGGCAAGGCAAGACUGAUCCAAUGCUUGCUUCUCUAGGAGUCAAGACAAUGUUUGGAAGCAGUGAUCCAUUUUAUCCUACGUGUGCUCGCAUGUAUACAAGUUUAUAUGUGGAUUGUGUUGGAAGUCAUGCUCUAAAAACAUGUAAGUUUCCUAAAUAAUUGUAACAUAUGACAAGAUAAGGUUACAGAAGUAUGACUCGGUUCAUGCUUUAUUUGUUAAGCCUGA